Molecule: messenger RNA, 2222 nt
Organism: Paralichthys olivaceus (Japanese flounder)
Lineage: Eukaryota; Metazoa; Chordata; Actinopteri; Pleuronectiformes; Paralichthyidae
Gene: vgll2a
Product: vestigial-like family member 2a
Biological process (GO): regulation of transcription by RNA polymerase II
Cellular component (GO): nucleus
Source: RefSeq, a predicted model, not a curated record
GAUCCCUCAGUUGGGCACGGCCUCAGUCCAGUGCGUAAAGAGCGCAGCGCGGCACAGCACAGAGAGACUCUCCAAGCUUGUGUGUCUGUGUGAGUCUGUGUGAGUCUGUGUGAGUGUGUGAGUCUGUGUGAGUGUGUGAAUCCUCCACAGCCGGGAUUAGCGCUUCCUCUCAGUCCGAGCUGACCCGCUCUCUCAAUGAAGCUUGGUUCUUCUCCGUGAUUUCUUCGCCAUGAGCUGCCUGGAUGUGAUGUACCAAGUGUUUGGUCCUCAGCCUUAUUUCAGCUCCUACAGCCCCUAUCACCACCAGAAGCUGGCCUUGUAUUCCAAAAUGCAAGACCCCCAGGACGGCAGCAGCCGGCUCGGCCCCGUGGGGCCCCCGGCGAUCAAGGAGGAGGACAAGGAGCUGCCGCCGGGAGCCGAGUACCUGAGCUCCCGCUGCGUCCUCUUCACGUACUUCCAGGGCGACAUAAGCGCCGUGGUGGACGAGCACUUCAGCCGAGCGCUCAGCCAGACGACUGCUUACCCUGCCUCAAGCAGCCACAAGACCGUAAGAGAUUCAUUCCCGAUGAGCCAGCGAAGUUUCCCUCCGUCUUUCUGGAACAGCUCGUACCAGUCGUCCGUCUCCUCCGCGCUGGGCAGCGCUCUCUCAGCUCCCCACACAGAGCUCUCCUUCCCCGGGGACCCGUACUCCUCCGCCUCCCUGCACAGCCACCUCCACCAGCCCAGCCCCGAAGCCUGGCACCCGUCGCACCACCACCAUCACCACCACCACCCGUACUCGCUAGGCGGCGCUAUAGGCACCCAGGGCUCGGCGUACCCACGCCCGGGCGUUCACGAGAUGUACGGCGCGGCAUUCGACCCGCGUUACGGCUCGCUGCUGAUGCCGUCAGUGAGGCCUCACCACCGGCUGACGCCCGGCAGCUCGGUGUCAGGGCCCAACUCCUCGCCCUGUGACCUCGGGGGGAAGGGCGAGUCGGGGACGGGGUCGACCUGGAGCGGCGCCUUCACUGGAGCCGGAGCAGAAAUCGGACUCAACAUGGACACAGCUCUGUGUUACGGCGGACUGUGCGGCAGCGGCGCAGCCCUGCUGAGCUGAACGCCGACAGUGUGGAUACAAAAAAAAAAAAAACAGAAGAGGAGCGACCGAUUCGGAUCUUUUGACGGACGUGGACAAAGACGAGGCUCUUUGUGCUCCUGCAACAGGCAGAGACAACAUUCCUAAAGUGGGAAAAAGUCCUGGGACAGACGGACAGAGACACAUGUGUUGUCAAACUCCAAAGACGAGCGCUCGGAGGACUUGGCAGGACUUGCCUCGCUCGGGCAACUGGGCUGCAGACACUGGGAGCGUGUUAUGGCUGCAGGAAAAGGCCGCGUUGGUGUUGAGGAGGCCGCACAGACGGCGAAGGUUUCAUUUUUGGUUCAAUGUCAACGCAAAUAUCCCCCUCGUCGUUCUCUCAGAAGUCAAACAGGUUUUCAAAUAACGUCAGGCGGCUUUAACGUCUAGAAGUGUUUCGGGCAAAUUCAGCUGUCGAUUCCAUACCGCGGUAAAAGUUGUGAAAAGUCCCUGUGCAGACGGUUGCCCCACAAUGCAAUGCAGAAAUGGAGCUGGUGGAGCGGACAGCUGCUUUAAAAAAUAAUAAAAACAAUAGAGUGUCACUCACACCUCCGGGAGUGUCUCCUCAUGAAACCACGACUGAAUCCGACAGUUCUGGGUUUUUAUUUAAAUCCGCACAACAUGAUGGAUUCGUCAGAUUAUUAUUAUUUUAUUUUUUAUAAAGAUCCGUGAAUUUCUAUCUGGAAAUUAUGUGAAAACCCCCGAACUAAAGUUAAUGAGUUCCAUGUCUCAUUCAAGUUUCAUGAAAGUACUUUUUGGGUAAUCCUGCUGAAAACCAAACAACCCAACAAGUAUUGGCAGCAGCAUGGCACUUACGACGCACACCUUCACCAACACUUUACUUAUGGCACCGCAUUUAAAUUAUUCAGAAGUUUGUUCUGCACUUGCAGUCAGAUCUGGAUCUCAACCAGAUCCUGAUGGUUUCUCUCCUGAUCCACCAAGUUUUGUGGAAAUUGGUUUGAUAGUUUUGGACGUAAAACCUGACACGGGUGAGACUCACCCUGGUGGAGAUUAAAAAUAAAACAAUGUAAAAUUAAAAACUCAUGAAACCUUAACGUCACAAUGUGAUUCUUGUUUACUUGUUUACUUGUUUCUGAUAUUUUCUUAU